AUGAACAAACCUAUGCGUGGACUGAUGAUUUUCAUCAGUGAUUUAAGAAAUGCAAAAGGAUGGAAACUUGAGGAACAAAGAAUUAAUGAAGAAUUAGCAAAUAUUCGACAUAAAUUUCAGGAUGAACACUUAAGUAGUUAUCAGAAGAAAAAAUAUGUUUGCAAGUUGUUAUAUAUUUAUAUUCAUGGAUGGGGAUUUGAUUUUGGACAUAUGGAAGCAAUACAUCUUAUUUCUAGCGACAAAUAUUCAGAAAAACAAAUAGGAUACCUUGCUAUGAUGCUACUACUGCAUGAAAAUCAUGAUUUAAUACAUCUUGUAGUUAACAGUAUUAAACGAGACUUAUUAGAUUCAAAUGAAUAUUAUAAUUGUCUAGCGUUACAUGCAAUUGCAAAUAUUGGAAGCAAAGUGAUGGGAAAAGUUCUAGUUUCUGAUGUCAAACAAUUGCUUAUGUCGCCUAUAUCCAAAAAUUUUGUUAGAAAGAAAGCAGCGCUAACCCUUUUACACUUACAUCGUAAACAUCCGGAUAUUAUUGAACCAGAAUGGACAGAAAGCAUUAUUUCUGCAUUAGAUGAUUCAGAUCUAGGAGUAUCCUUAUCUAUAACAAACCUUUUGAUAUCUCUUGUUCAAAGCAAUAGUAUAUUAUAUGAAGGGUGUUAUCUUAAGGCUAUUCAUAAACUAAAAAGAAUCGUUAUUGACGGAGAAUAUACCCAUGAUUAUAUAUAUUACAAAGUACCUGCUCCCUGGCUUCAAAUUAAACUCUUGCGUCUUUUACAAUAUUAUCCACCACCAGAUGAUAAAGAUACUGAAGAAUUAAUAUGCAAAAUUUUGCAAUUUAUUAUAACAUCUAUACUUCAUGAGCCACCAAAAAGUGCUCAACAAAAUAAUAUUCAAAAUGCAGUUUUGUUUGAAGCAAUCAAUUUUUCUAUCCAUAUCGAUAUUAAUGAUGUAUUAACAAAUCAAACCAUCCAUUUAUUAACUAAAUUCAUAUCAUAUAAAGAAACUAACACUCGAUAUCUUGGUUUAAAAGCAUUGAUCCGCCUAGCAAAACACCUAAAUAAACUUGAACCAUUUAAAAAGUACCAUGAUACUAUCAUACAAUCUUUAGGAGACAAAGAUUUGAGUAUUCAAAAAAAAGCUCUUGAAUUAUUAUAUUGUAUAUGUGAUUCCAGUAAUGCAAAAACAACAGUGGAAAAGUUAAUACAUUAUUUAGAAGAAGCAAAUCCUCUAAUAAAAGAAGAAAUAGCUAUUAGAACGGCUAUUCUAGCGGAAAAAUACAUAACAGAAUAUCAAUUGUAUGUAAAUAUAAUACUACAACUUAUAAAUAUUUCCGGAGAAUAUAUUGGUGAUGAGAUAUGGUAUAGAUUUAUCCAAGUUAUAACAGAUAACGAAGAAAUGCAAGAAUAUACAGCAAAAACUGUUUUAGAGUAUUUGAAAAAAAGCAAUUCCAAUGAAAAUAUGAUUAAAGUUGGUGGAUAUAUUUUGGGAGAAUUCGGCUAUCUAAUAUCAAAUUCUUCUUACAGUAGUCCUAUCGAGCAAUUUAUUUCUUUACAUUCUAAAUUUAAUACAUGUUCAUCUAAAACUCAGGCAUUACUUAUGUCAACAUAUAUUAAAUUUGUUAACUUAUUUCCUGAAAUUAAGUUAGAUAUACAAACUGUUUUUGAACAGUAUAUAAACAACAUUGAUUCAGAAUUACAACAACGGGCAUGUGAAUAUUUGGAAUUAUGUUAUGUUUCAAAUAAAGAUCUUUUACAAGUUCUAUGUAAAAAAAUGCCCCCUUUCUCGAAGAGACAAUCACUUUUAAUAUUAAAAUUGCAAAGCAAACAAAAAAAUAAGAACAAAGAAUUAGGAAUUGUCAAGAGUAAGACAAUAUCAAAAGAAAGAGAUAAUACAAAUGUUGAAAAUCUAUAUAAAUCAGUUAAUAAUAAUAAAAUUGCAACAUUAUCCGAAAAUGAUUUAAUCGGAUUAGAGAUUUCAAACACUUUCAAUUCGUUAUCAUCUGCACCAUCUGCUUUUAAAACAUUUAAUCAAUCUAACACUUUAUCAGAUUUUGUAUCGUGUAUAGAGAAUAUGUCGUUAUCUCAUGAUUCUAAUUUUUCUAAAAACUAUAAGACUAACUUUAUUGAACUAUUAUGGAAUAACGAGGGAAUACUUUGUGAAAACGAAGAAAUACAGAUCAAUGUUUUAUCUGAAUAUCAUGGUUAUCAAGGAAAAAUGAUACUUUUAUAUAAAAACAAAUCAUCAUUAACAUAUACUUCUUUUACAUCUUCUAUUGAUAAUUCCAGCAAAUCAAGUUUAUCUAUUACGAAAACAAUAAAUGCAUCAUGCACUUUAAAUGCAUAUGAGGAGAUACAACAAAUACUAGAACUAGAAAUUCUUGAUAUUUUUUCAGAAUUACCAACCAUAUCUAUAUCCUAUUUAUCAACAUCUCCGAAAUCCUUGACAUUAAAACUUCCAAUCGUUCUUUCUAAAUUUUCAGAAGGAGUAGAACUUGAUUCAAAUAGUUUCUUUCAAAGAUGGAAACAAAUCGGAAAAUCUCGAGAAUGCCAGAAAAUCUUUGCUAUUAAAAACAAAGAAAAAAAAAUAGACUUUGAGUACAAUGUAAAAAUACUUAAAGGGUUCGGAUGGGAAAUUUUAAAGGAAAUUGACACAAAUGAUCAAAAUAUAGUUGGUGCAUCUGUAUUAUAUACUAGUCAAAAAGGGAAAUUCGGAUGUUUAUUAAGACUCGAACCUAAUUAUGAAACUAAGAUGUAUCGGAUUACUAUUCGAAGCACAAAAGAAGGUAUCGCAGAUCAUUUAGAAUCUUUAAUAGAAAAAAAACUAUCAGAAAACAAUCUUUAA
Pneumocystis jirovecii RU7 is the source of this 2838-nucleotide messenger RNA. RefSeq lists its product as uncharacterized. NCBI's taxonomy places the organism in Eukaryota, Fungi, Ascomycota, Pneumocystomycetes, Pneumocystales, Pneumocystaceae. Gene Ontology annotation, biological process: intracellular protein transport; clathrin-dependent endocytosis. Gene Ontology annotation, molecular function: clathrin-cargo adaptor activity. Gene Ontology annotation, cellular component: membrane coat; AP-2 adaptor complex. The transcript is spliced from 7 exons. The coding region runs from base 1 to 2838 and encodes 945 amino acids. The record is from RefSeq and is a predicted model, not a curated record.